CUCUGUACAUGCAAACACCGCGGCCUUACCGGCUCUUCAGAUGUCGGUAACGCCAUAACGCGUCCAACGGCAACCUUCAAUUGUUACAAAAUGCCAAACAGCGGCCUUACGUUAUUGCUUCGGAGGCUAGUUAGUCCGUGCCGCGGAAGCCGGAUGACUGAUCUUCAUAACUCUCGUCAACCAGACAUGACAUCACCUCCUCACCGCUUUCGCACUACCAUCAUGGCUUGCAAUAGCUAUCCGGUUUACAAAGUCAAAUCGCAUAUGGCCCUUCCAGAUCCGCACAUGCCGCCCGGUCGCUUCCAUCACGCCAUAUUCGUCGAAACCAGCGACAAUGGCUUUGGUACUCUGUACCAUGUCACUGGCGACGUCACAUCAGCAAAUGGAAUGAGCUACGAGAGUAGAGAUUCACCUGAUCCCGCUCAAUUAGAAGGCUUCUAUUCUAAAGAAUUGCUGGGCUAUACUGGCUCCGACGUCCAUCCACAACAGUGGAGUUCGGUUCUCGCGUCACUGCCGACUCCACCUCAGCAAAAAGCGUCAAGCCCGAAGAACCAAGGCCGCGUUGAGCCUUUUAAGGAGAAGGUUGGCGGUUAUGGAUAUGUUUUUAUACUGAUGGAGAAGAGCGUAAGCCUCUUUGGAAAUGCACUGAGUGGGUUGAGUGGUACGCUAUUCCUGCUCUUCACGAACGCGGCCUUAUUCAAAGCGGUGGUCAGUAACUACUCUAACAUUGCAUCUCCUUGUUCAAUAGUCCAAGGUUUCUAAAUUUCUAGUACAUUUUCC
Fusarium oxysporum Fo47 is the source of this 780-nucleotide messenger RNA. RefSeq lists its product as uncharacterized. The record is from RefSeq and is a predicted model, not a curated record. The transcript is spliced from 2 exons. The coding region runs from base 91 to 762 and encodes 223 amino acids. NCBI's taxonomy places the organism in Eukaryota, Fungi, Ascomycota, Sordariomycetes, Hypocreales, Nectriaceae.